GGAGAUUACUCUAUCGGGGAGCUUCUAGCUAAUAAAAUAGAGCUCUUGCUCUGUCAAGGCUGGUAUGCCGAUAGGAGCAAACGCCCGGCCAGAAAGCCUUCAUCAGAAAGUGUGGCAAUUUGUUCUUUUUCUGGUUACUCGGAGGAGCGUCAGGCCUUGGAAAGCUUUCUUUUCACUGAUUUGUCCGAUCCACAGGCUCGACUGCGCUGUAUUCUCUCUGCCAUGGCCAUGGUGAUCCGCCAAGUCAUCCGAAAGGAGAAGGAGAAGAUGGUCGUUGGCGACGGCGCCUUUAAGAUGUGGUGCUGUCAGUUGAAGUUUAUGAUUGAGACUACACAACAACUUCCCUACCAGCAGAAGAAAUUGCAAUGCUUAUUGACGGGUGACACGAAAGAUCAAGGUUUGCGCGAAGCUUUUCUGGACGACCUAUUCAGCGCUCAACUAGGCGACGCAAUCUCCGAGCCGCAGCGUUAUGGUCACAUCCAGGCCUUGCUUCGCGCGGAGUUAAUGGAGCGGAGGACAUCUUGGAAGCAGCGACGUUUGCUAGAUGAGCUCGAGCAAGAAGGCAUUGAAAAGAAAAUUAAUGGGUCUCUGCAACCUUUCGCCGGGACGACGUCUACGAUAGCCUCUCUCACGCCGGUAGGGACUGUGAAGAAGAAAAAGAAAAAGCGCCGCGAUAAAUGUCCAGAUCCAGCACCAGUGACAGUCACUCUCUCCGGUAACGUUGCCACUGGCGAAUACAGGACUGUCAUGCAAGAGGAACAGAAGCACACCGCGGAUUUGCGUGACACUAACGUGCAGGGAAAAAUAAAGUUGAUUGCGAGGAAAGACGGCGAAGAUCGCCAUUUUUCACGCGCUUUGUCUUCACCACCGUGUCUCACAUCCAUAAAGAUGAUAGAGGGACCUUCAAUUGAAAUGGACUCUGGGUCUAAAACUGUUAUGCGGGAAAGUGAAAAUUCCAAACCUCGGAAUGAACAUCUCCCGACGGGAUUUUCGAGAUGCGUCCAAUACGACGAAAAGAAAAGGGAUGAAGGUGUGAUGUGCUUCUACAAGGACGAGGAAAGAGAAAAGAAUUCGUUGACGGUUGAAACCCAGAAGAUGGCGCGGAAGUGCGAGAUAAAAGAUGAGGUCCUUGCAGAAUACGAGGAUGUAGACGGAGACGGGUCGUCGAUGACAUGCGAUGGUCAACAAGAUGAAUCUGUGACAGACACAGAAAAUAUUCCGCCGGAAAAUUCAUUGUGCCAGGGCGGGGCGGUAACUAGUGCCUCAUCCAACGACACACUCCUGAAAGACCUCUGCUUGAAACUAGAAGCGGAGGUUGCCACGCUGAGGGGGGUCCUGGCGGCUCAGAGAGAGGCAAUUUCCUCAGGGAGCGGUAAUCUACACACAUCAUACACGCACAGCUUAGCUUUUCCAUCGUAUGGAUUUGAUUCUGCUCCUUUGCAUACAAAGCAUGUUCCUCCGUACCAACAUCCAUUCCUCCAGAGGAGCGAACUGCAUCAGUUGGAGAUAAUGAGUGAUGACGGCCGCGGGGGUGGAGCGGAUGGCACAGCUACAGCAGCUUGGCUUGGAGAAGGUUCCCAGCAUCAUGUAGCAUUGAGUGCGGUCAGCCCUUUUGCUGCGAACGGCGGCAUAGAAAAUUUGUAUCCUGGUAAUGGAGACAAGCCCGUCCUGAGUAUAGCUGCUGCUACUUCUACCCGGAACUGUAUUCAUGGAAAGCGUACCGGAAGCAGUUUUGAAGUCUCGAUUCCUCGGAAUCCCUCUGGUCCUCUGCAUGUGUGGGGAGAAAGACAGCCCCUUAUCAAUCCGAUUCAGCAGCCUCAGCGAAAUCACGUUUCACAGGACCAUCGGCAGUCACGGCAUGCGCUUUCGGCAUCUGUCUCGCUCGGAGGAGAUGACGUCUGUACACAUUCAUCUCUCUCUACGCCAGGUGUGGCUCAUGCGAAUUCGACCUAUCAGGCUGAGUGUGAAAUUCCUGCACUCCAUGCGGGCAGAGAAUGGUCUCGGCACAGUGAAAACGGGCCGUGCCAAUCAUCGGCACAUGUCUGCUUUGGCUUCACUCUGCGUCAAAUUCCUCUCGACAUCCGUUCGCGCUUGUGCGAUGACAUUGCAGCAUUUGUCGAGCGAGUGUCUGUAUGUACUGGCUCGCGUCUCCCUCAGCAAACGGUGGCCAUUAAUCGCUGUCGACAAGUCAUUCAGUCCCUAUGGCCCCGCGCACAAGUGAAAGCAUUCGGCUCUUUUGUCUCAGGAUUGGCUUUGCCUUCUAGUGACGUUGAUCUCAUUAUUUGUCUGCCAAAUGUCCGGCGAGACGCUCCUGCCCAGGCUCCCGGAGUCCUGGAGGGCCGCAAUGCCAUAAAGGAAACCUGGCAACAAGAGUUAGCUCGACGGCUGCGAGCCACAUCCUGGGUGAACCCGGCAAGUAUCAAGAUAAUUUCGCAUACGGCGAUCCCAGUGAUUAAAAUGACAGUGGAAUCGCAGCCAAGGCCCAGUCCGGCAUCGCCACAUCCGACAUCACCAGUCGAAGGGGGGACAGGAACGGUAGCUUCAGGUCAACACUCGGAAAUGGCAGCUGCAAGCCAGCGUCCGCAUUCUUGUCGGAAUGAGGCAGAUUUGUCAGCGGAACCGGAAGGUGUCGCAUUAAAUAUGGGGUGGACAGUCGAAUACGGGGUGCACCUGGACGUCUCAAUUGAAGGUGGUCAGCACAACGGGCUCCUGGCGAAUCGCGUCAUUGCUAAGCUUCUCGGAGAAAAUUUUGCACUCCGGCCUUUGGUGUUGGUUUUAAAGCAAUUCAUGAAAGAGCGAGGGCUCAUGGAAUCUUACUCUGGGGGUCUCUCUUCGUAUGGGCUCGUUUUGAUGGUUGCGCGCUACCUACAGGAGCAAUCAAAUGCCAUGGAUACAGGAGCGCUCCUGCUAGGAUUUUUAGAUUUCUACAGUAAUCAUUUUGAUCCGCGCAGCAUGGGCAUAAGCACGAACCAGCGCUGCUACUUUAGCCGCAGCAGUCAACAGAGCCAUCUCCAUCAUCAACACCAUCAACACCAUCAGCAAAAUAUGCCACCGCUUGGCUCCAACCGACGUGUAAGCCUUGGCGGCGCGGGCGAUGUACAUUUACCUUAUUAUUAUGUCCACCAGCAGCAACAGGUCCGCCCUGCAGGGGGCUCAUUUCUGGAGAAUCCUUACAAAUUUGAUCCGUUGUACAUUGAAGACCCGAUCCGUCCCAGCAACAACAUUGGUCGGAAUUGCUUCCGCAUAUUCCAGAUCCAGCGGGCCUGGAAUGAUGCUUGGCGAGACUUGGAUCCCGGCAGCAGUGGGGGUGUUCCUCGGCUGAAUCGCAUAGUUCAAAGUGAUGUGGGGAGUAAAUCUUGACGAUUUGUAAGGUCACACAGUUCAUUUCCUUUUUCCUUUAAGAAUGCACGUGCCAUCAUUUUUCGCGAGGAACUGGUAAAUCGAUAUGAUUGUGAAAGGAAAGGCCAUGUCGAUAUGUUGAAGACA
Messenger RNA from Nannochloropsis gaditana CCMP526, 3486 nucleotides. RefSeq lists its product as uncharacterized. Gene Ontology annotation, molecular function: poly(A) RNA polymerase activity; mRNA binding. Gene Ontology annotation, biological process: RNA 3'-end processing. Gene Ontology annotation, cellular component: nucleolus; TRAMP complex. The annotation marks the transcript as partial. The record is from RefSeq and is a predicted model, not a curated record. The transcript has a single exon.